ACGUCGGGCACGUUACGGCAAAGACACAGUGUCUGGUUUUAUAAAAACAGGAGAACUAAAUGAAUGAAUAUCGAAAAAAACUGCCGUAAAUUAAUCCGUGUCAAUUUUUACUAUAGUACGAGUGGCCUGAUACGUCGCAAGGCAAAUAAACGAGUUCUCUAUUAAAUAGCGAAUUGUGCAAGUGACAGUUGCACCGAUUUAGAAAUACAAACAGUGCUAAGUGGAUAAAACCGCAGGUUGCAUAAAAAAAACAAAUGUGCGCGACGUCUUAACGAAACAAAAGAAUGGAGGGCAAGAUAUCGCAUAGUGGGCUGUUGGCUCGUAGUCCCGAAGGACACGCGGCCAGGGGCAUGCAGAUUAAGGGCAACGAGGACCUGUGGGUGGAAAUCCAGGCGAACACUUUCAGGAACUGGGUGAACGAGCACCUGCCCAAGAAUUUGAGGGUGGCGGAUUUAUCGCAGGAUUUGUGUACAGGCGUUCGACUCUGUGCCCUUGUGGAAGCCCUUAGGGGACGGCCCUUAAAACCCGCGUGGAAUAAGAGGCCCGCAAAUCAACACCACUAUCUGGAGAAUGUCACUUGCGCCUUAAAUGCCAUCGAGCAAGAUGGAGUUAAACUUGUAAAUAUAGGAAACUUAGACAUCGUAAAUGGCAACCUGAAAUUAAUUCUGGGCCUCAUCUGGUCUUUGAUCGUACGUUAUCAGAUCGGCCGUUCCAAAUUCCCUCCCAGAAAACUUAUGCUGGCUUGGCUUCAAGCCGUCCUCCCAGAGUGUAAAGUGCACAACUUCACAACCGACUGGAACUCUGGCGUAUUGCUUUCUGCACUGAUCGAUUAUUGCCAGCCGGGAUUGUUUCCACACUGGCGAAAAUUAG
Molecule: messenger RNA, 870 nt
Organism: Anoplophora glabripennis (Asian longhorned beetle)
Lineage: Eukaryota; Metazoa; Arthropoda; Insecta; Coleoptera; Cerambycidae
Product: filamin-A-like
Exons: 2
Biological process (GO): actin cytoskeleton organization
Molecular function (GO): actin filament binding
Source: RefSeq, a predicted model, not a curated record